This is a messenger RNA of Annulohypoxylon maeteangense, 1984 nucleotides long. RefSeq lists its product as uncharacterized. The record is from RefSeq and is a predicted model, not a curated record. Gene Ontology annotation, molecular function: metallodipeptidase activity. NCBI's taxonomy places the organism in Eukaryota, Fungi, Ascomycota, Sordariomycetes, Xylariales, Hypoxylaceae. The coding region runs from base 121 to 1740 and encodes 539 amino acids. Gene Ontology annotation, biological process: proteolysis. The transcript has 2 exons.
CGUAGCUGCCGUAGCUGCAGUUAGGUACCUUCUAAAUGCAGUACGGUACAGUUGGACAAACCACUUUAACUUCUGUAAAUUCGCAAUAUCUCGUCUUUCAUUUGCCCCUCCAACAUUCAAAUGCCCCGCACCGUUCUCACGCGACUUCAUUCAAGUCAGCUCAGGCUUCUUAAAACCCCAACUUUGUCGUCUCACAGAAACUCUCCUUUUAUACACUUUAAACCAUCUCUUCGUUCACUCUCGCUUUCAGUUUCUAAUACCAGAAGAACCUACCUUACCCCGGCGAUUCGAGCACAUCAAUCCCGCAAGAUGGCUCCUCAACUUGACGGGUACUUUGCCCAAGUCGACACUCUGUCGUCGCACUUCAUCGACCGUCUUGCCAAGGCUGUUGCCAUCCCCUCAGUCUCUUCGGAUGCUGCCCGCCGACCUGACGUCGUUCGCAUGGCCCACUUCUUAGCCGACGAACUCAAGGCCCUGGGCGCCACCGUCGAGUUUCGACCCCUCGGCAAGCAACCCGAUGCGCCAGAGCUCGAGCUCCCGCCCGUCAUCCUUGCACGAUAUGGCAGUGAUAAGAAUAAGCGUACUAUCCUGGUCUACGGACACUACGACGUCCAACCCGCCGAGAAGAGCGACGGCUGGAGCACCGAACCUUUUACCCUAAAAGUUGGUGAGGACGGCCGUAUGUUCGGUCGUGGUAGCACAGAUGAUAAGGGCCCGGUCCUAGGCUGGUUGAACGCCAUUGAGGCACACCAAAAGGCCGGCGUUGAAUUCCCCGUCAACCUUCUCAUGUGCUUCGAAGGCAUGGAAGAAUAUGGAUCUGAAGGACUAGACGAGCUCAUUGAGAAGGAAGGCAAGGGUUACUUUGCGGAUGCUGAUGCAGUAUGCAUCAGUGACAACUACUGGCUAGGCACGGAGAAGCCGUGCUUGACAUACGGUCUCCGAGGUGUGAACUACUAUUCCAUCGAGAUCUCAGGCCCGGGCGCCGACCUACACAGCGGUGUCUUCGGUGGCACGGCACAGGAGCCCAUGACGGAUCUAGUGCGUGUGCUGGCCACUCUCGUCGACACUAACGGCAAGAUCCAAGUCCCCGGAAUCAUGGAGCAAGUAGCCCCUGUUACCAAGGACGAGGAAGGCCUUUACGACAACAUCUCCUUCACGAUGGAAACCCUGCACGAGUCCCUCGGCGCCACGACCACGAUCUUCGAGGACAAGAAGUCGACCCUAAUGGCACGAUGGCGAUACCCCUCCCUCUCCGUCCACGGCAUCGAGGGCGCCUUCUCGGCCCCCGGCGCCAAGACCGUCAUCCCGGCUAAAGUCAUCGGCAAGUUCUCCAUCCGCACCGUGCCCAACAUGGAGAUCGAGCAAACGAACGAGCUGGUGUACAAAUACGUCAAGGAGCAGUUCGCCAAGCUCGGGAGCAAGAACUCGUUGAAGGUGUUCGCGCAACACUGUGGUAAGUGGUGGGUUGCUAGCCCGAACCACUGGAACUUCAGAGCGGCUGGCAAAGCUACCGAGCGUGUUUGGGGCGUUCAGCCGGAUUUCACGCGUGAGGGUGGAAGUAUCCCCGUAACCCUCACCUUCGAACAAGCUACCGGCAAGAACGUCCUCUUGUUGCCUAUGGGCUCCUCAACGGACGGCGCUCACUCGAUUAACGAGAAGUUGGAUAAGAAGAAUUAUAUCGAGGGUAUUAAGCUACUUGGUGCUUAUCUGCAUUAUGUUGCGGAGGAGCCGAAGGAGUAGGUAGGUGAGCUUUUGUUACGUAAGUGCGGUUAUGAGAGGAUGGCUCUUGUAGGUACUGCGUGGUUUGGUAGGACGUGUAUUUAAUGGAUAUUCGGUAAUGAGAACGAUGUUAAAUAAUCAUUGGCUUAGGUGAAUUUUCGUGGAGUAAGUGUAAAAUUGUGUGAUAUUGACUCUGGUUUGUAUAGUACAUAGUUUUUACCCCUUAGUCUCCCUUUGUUAGACGGCUAUUAUCCAUGACAGUAGU